Molecule: messenger RNA, 3462 nt
Organism: Cyprinodon tularosa
Lineage: Eukaryota; Metazoa; Chordata; Actinopteri; Cyprinodontiformes; Cyprinodontidae
Gene: adgrf3a
Product: adhesion G protein-coupled receptor F3a
Exons: 17
Coding region: 50-3013 (987 amino acids)
Biological process (GO): cell surface receptor signaling pathway; G protein-coupled receptor signaling pathway
Cellular component (GO): membrane
Molecular function (GO): G protein-coupled receptor activity
Source: RefSeq, a predicted model, not a curated record
GCCGUCUUUUGGCAAGUUUGCUGCUGUUGACUAAUGUGCCUCAACAAAGAUGAAAAAUAGGAGCAAAAUGCGGAUCUUCAUGUUUCUCAUAAUGGUGACUCUAAGCAUCAAUCAGGCUGCAGAAGCAGCUCGCUCAACCCAAAUGUAUUAUGCUAAAAUGACAAUAGACAAAAGUGCCCUGAAAUAUAUCACUGGAAAACUAAACUUUUCAGUGAGUGAUGACAAGCUGAACAUUGAGGAUGUUAAAAUUACAACAGAGUGCAGUACGCAGAAUGACACCUCCAACAAAUCGUGUAAGUGCAGAGAAGGCCACAGAUGGAGUGAUGAAGCUUGUCAGAAGGAGCACUGCUGCGGUCAGGAUGCUUGUGUCCUCCCGAUGAAAGCUUUUUACAGUGAAAUAAGAGGAUUUGACUCUCUGAAAAUAGAAGGCUUCAGUAUCGGAAGCAUUGUCACCAAUUUCGCAAUGAAGAUCGUCUCCGGAAAUGUUUCGCAACGUUUGUUUGAGCAAUCCAAAAUGCUGUCUAAGAAUCUGUCUGCUGAAAUGAUACUGGAGACAACAGGUGUCGUCAAUUUGAUAUUACCAAGUCAACCAGUAAAGUACAACACUACCACUAAAAUCCAGUGUACAACAUUGGAAGACCUGAAUGCUGAGCCAAACUGGAAUCUGAAAAGAGACGGUAAAGAGUUUCUUAUAACUAAUGGAAGAAUCUCAACGUUGACGAAAGAAGCAAAACACAGCUCCAUUGAAUUAAAAACAACAGAUGAACUCUGGGAAGGAGAGUACAUAUGUCUCUUUGAACAACAUAUAAACAAAACAAUAAUAAAAAACAAAGCCAGUGCGCCAUUGGAUGUCUGCCUCCUACCCAAGAUAGAAAUUUCUGCAGAGCCAAGAUUUCCUCGUUGCACAACUUCUGAGGACAUCUUUUAUGUCAAUGUGAAAUGUAAGAUAAAGAAAACCACUGAAAAUUACGCUGUGGAAUGGACUGAAGGUGUCUCUCCAAACGACCACACUGAUGAUGGACAAACACUGACUUAUCAAGCUCAGAAAGUAGUGAACUGUAAAGAAAACUCAAAUGGUUCGGGUUCUCCAGCAGUAUCAUGCACUAUGAAAAAUAUAUGUAAUCAAAGUCAAACUAGAGAUAUGAAGAUCGAAGUGAUUUAUGUGAACGAUCCGUUCUGUGCACCGGAAGGUGACUGGAGCCGGACCAAAGCCGAUUUCACAGCAGAACUAAAAUGCAGUGAAAAGGCUGGAAAAAGAAAGCGAAAAUGUUCAUUAAACAAUGGUGUUGCAACUUGGGAUGAGGAGGUUUCAGAAUGUAUUGAAGAGGACCUCAACAAUGUGCUGGAAAAAGCCAGAAUUAGUGACAUUGGACUUGGUGUAUUGAAAGAAAAUGCUGCAGAAGUACUUCAUGAGUUUGAGACUAUCACUACGACAUCAAAAUUACCUGGUUAUGCCAACUUGGAAGCAUCGGUGGAUGUAAUUUCUACCAUUGAAGAUAAGUUACAAGGGGAAAACCAGAUGAAUAGAACAUCAAUUGAAGAUUUUAUAAUCUCAUCCAGUCAUCUGCUGAAUAAGAGUCUUGAAAGCUCAUGGAAUGCAACUCCUCCUGAGAACAAGUCAUCAACAGUUGCUGAGACCUACAUGAUUGCUGUUGAGAAAUUCAUUAAGAGAUCAAACAUAACAAAUAUACCAAAGGAAAAUCUGAUAGUGGAUGUUUGUAACAAGAGUGCGGAAACCUGUUCAGUGUCUAGUUUCGAUGUCACGAUUUCUAUUUCAAAUGCUGGUGAAGUUAAAACAGCUACAUUUAGAAACUUGCAGAACUAUUUGCCCUAUAACAAAAACGAAUCGGAGCCUAACAGUAUUGUGGUUUCCGCAACUGCAGAAAACAAAAGUAUCGAUCAUAUUACCAUUGAAUUUAAACUGAUCAACCCAAGACCUCGCAACGUUGAGUUAAAGUGUGUGUUUUGGGACACUAAGCUUAAAGGGUGGUCAACGGAUGGAUGUGAAUGGCUGGGGCCAUUCAAGGAGAGCAGCUGCGUCUGUAAACAUCUUUCCUCAUUUUCCAUUCUAAUGUCCAAGAAGCCCCUGGACGUCCCUGGCUUAACCUAUGUAACCUAUGCAGCUUUGUCAGUGUCAGUGUUGUCCCUCAUCAUCAACCUCGCGAUAGAGUUCAUUGUCUGGAGCGACGUUGUCAAGACAAGCACUUCAUAUUUACGCCACACUGCCCAUGUGAACAUUUCUCUGUGUUUGCUCAUUGCUGACCUUUGCUUUUUGGCAUCUUCUCAGCCAAAGGGGAUUUCAGACCUCUGGUGUCGGACCUCCGUGGUCCUGAAGCAUUUUUGCUUUCUGGCCAUGUUCUUUUGGAUGUUUUGUCUGAGCGCCACACUCCUUCAUCGAGCAGUCUUUUUGUUCCACAAGGUGAGCAAGAAAAAUUACCUCAGGUUCUCGUUACUGAUUGGCUAUGUUUGCCCCUUGCUUAUUGUCUUUAUCACGUUUCUCACCAACAAUGGUGGAGCGGAGGGCAUGUACUACUCAAAAGACUCCUGCUGGCUGGUUUAUGCCGGACUUUUUAAGGGAAGCAUUUUCACAUUCAUCAUUCCAGUCGGAGUGAUUGUUUUCAUCAACAUUUUCUCGAUGCUUGUGGUUAUCAUGAAGCUCAUAAGUCAUCACGCAGAAAUCAGCAAAAAAACUGAUAUUUCGGCAGAGGAGGAGAAAGCGGCUGCCAAAACGGUGCUUAGAACCGUUGUCCUCCUGACCCCGAUCUUUGGCGUGACGUGGAUCUUUGGAUUUGCCAUGCUGGCUCUUGAUCUCACAAGCGGAGACAUAGCUUACGCAGUCAACUACAUCUUUAACCUGCUAAAUGGCUUCCAGGGUUUUUUCAUUUUGUUGACCACCUGCUUGGGAGACAAGAUGACCCGUGAAGCUCUACAGAGGUACCUAAAGAAACCCCAGUCUCCAGAAUCCAGUGUCAGUGAGAGCUCCACUAAGCUGGAAUCAACUGUGAAGAAAUAAAACAAGCCCAUCAUGUACCUUUACUCUUCUCUGUGAUUGAUCAUUAUUAUUUGUACAUAAGUAUUUAUACAUGUAUUCUGUAAUAUUAUUCUUUAUUGGUUAGCUUUGAUUAGACAAAUGUCAAGCCUGCUCAAAGUAACAUUGCAACACUAUCAUAUAAGAAGUGAAAAAUCACUGCACAUUGCACCUUGCAGAAAUUAUGUUAAAAACUGUUUUUGUUAAAGCAUACUGCAAACUAAGUCUGCUGGAUGGUUUGAGAAACAAACAUUUCUUUUCCAUGUUCUUUGCUUUGCUGCACCCACUCCUCAUCUGUAUCAUCUAAUGAAAUGCCAUCCAGAGCUGCUUUCUUGCGGUAGGCCUGGUACUCAGACUCUGCUCUGCAACAUAUAUAAAAAAAAAAACAUGAAACAUUUACAUUUAAACAUGUAUAAUCAUUAAUAAUAAAGAAU